CGGGCAGUGAGGCGCUGUGGAUGGCAGCAGCAUGCAGCGCAGCGUGCUUGAUUUUAUUUGCUAUGUGUGACGUUGAGAGAUUAAGGGGAGGGGAAAGGAUCAGCUACUCAGGGUGCUCUGUUAAGAGGCGCAAGUGAAUUUGAUUGUCGUCAGAAUGGGAUUGCCAUAUGAGUUCUGAAAAGCAUUUGGCUCGUGAAGAUAACCGCUCUAAAAAUAGAUUUUUUGGAGGAGAGUUUUCACUUCGGUCCAGUUUCGGGUUCCAGCUGAGCUAGCUUUACGAAACUCAGCUCCUGUUGCAAGACUACAGUGAGGAUAAAUCGCUUCUUAUUCUGCCUUCGGUGUUAGCUUUUGGAGAUAACGACACGCUCACUUGAUGAAAAUUGAACACCAGUGUUAUGGCCGACGACACAGAGAGUAAGCAUGGAGGAAACAAGAAUGGAAAGAAAGAAGGCCUCUCUGGAAGCUCAUUUUUCACCUGGUUUAUGGUAAUUGCUUUGCUGGGAGUUUGGACGUCAGUAGCAGUUGUCUGGUUUGAACUUGUAGAUUAUGAAGAAGUCCUAGGCAAACUUGGAAUAUAUGAUGCUGAUGGAGAUGGAGAUUUUGAUGUGGAGGAUGCUAAAGUAUUGCUAGGCCUAAAAGAAAGAUCUGUCCCAGAACAGCCAGCAUCCCCAGUGUCUGAGGAGACCAUUCAACCCGCUGAGGAGUCAUUCAUCAAAUCAGAGUACAAGAAUCUUGAUGUAGAAUUGGAAGAGGAAAUUCAGCCUGUUCUUCAUGAUGCUCUCCAUUCCCAGCCUGGAGAGGGACAUGAAGAUGUAGAUGAAAGCAUAACUGACCAGUGGCAAGAGAAGGAAGAAAUACAUGCAGAAACAUUUGAAGCUCCUGCAACAGAUGACAUGCUUAGAGAAUUAGAGAAUGAAGUGACAGAGGAUUAUGAAAUACCAGACUCAUUUCAGAAAGAUGCUGAUAUUGUAGCAGAUGAUCCUGGAGCAACAGAACCUGAGACAUACGAAGCUCCAGUUUCUUAUGAAUAUGAUAUGGAUUUGGAAAACACAGUAAGUGAUCCAGAAGCUCCAGGUAAUGCUGAGCUAACAUUAGAAGAUGCUGUUAAACACUACACAGAAGACAGAGAGCAUGGUGUUUAUGAUGAACAUGAAGCAAAACACGAGAAAGAGACCGAGACUCAAGAUACAGCUGUUGAAGACCUUCCUGAGGAAGUACAUGAAGCCACAGAACCAGUUAGAGAUGAAAUUGUUGAAGAGUUAAAAAUUGAGAAAAAACUACCAGUAGAAAGUAAGCAUACAGAAGAAGAUAAUGUGGCCACUGGACCAGAGGAAUCAGAAGUCCCUGUUCAAACUGAGGAUUAUUCAAACAAUAAUCUAGUGGGAAAAGGUGAAACAGAGAUUGAGCAAGACAAAAUGGAAAAAGUUAAAAAGAAGAAGAAGCCGAAGCUCUUAAACAAGUUUGAUAAAAGCAUUAAAGCCGAAUUAGAUGCUGCAGAAAAAUUGCGUAAAAAAGGAAAAGUUGAAGAAGCUCUAAGAGCUUUUGAAGCACUGGUAAAUCAAUACCCAGAAAGCCCCCGAGCAAGAUAUGGAAAAGCACAGUCAGAAGAUGACUUAGCUGAGAAAAUGAGAAGUAAUGAGAUGCUGCAAAAAGCCAUCAACACCUAUGAUGAGGUGGUUAGUCUGCCAAAUGUCCCUUCAGAUCUGAUAAAACUGAGCUUGAAACGAGAAGCUGACAGGCAGCAGUUCCUUGGUCGUAUGAGAAGUUCCCUGAUUACUCUACAGAAAUUAGUUCAUCUGUUUCCCAGUGAUACAUCAUUCAAGAAUGACCUUGGCGUUGGUUACCUCUUGAUGGGAGAUAACAGCAAUGCCAAGCAAGUGUAUGAAGAGGUUCUACGCCUGGCUCCAGAUGAUGGCUUUGCCAAAGUACACUAUGGCUUCAUCCUGAAGGCCGAAAACAAGAUAGCAGAGAGCAUACCUUAUCUAAAGGAAGGACUGGAGUCUGGUGACCCUGGCACAGAUGAUGGACGAUUUUACUUUCAUUUGGGUGACGCCUUGCAGAGAAUAGGAGACAAAGAGGCAUACAAGUGGUAUGAACUUGGAUACCAAAGAGGUCACUUUGCGUCGGUCUGGCAGCGCUCUCUCUACAAUGUCAAGGGACUGAAAGCUCAGCCAUGGUGGACAGCAAGGGAAACAGGUUAUACAGAUCUGGUAAAGUCCUUAGAAAAAAACUGGAAGCUCAUUCGAGAUGAGGGGCUUGAUGUGAUGGAUAAAAAAAGAAGCCUCUUCUUGCCUGAAGAUGAGAAUCUACGAGAAAAAGGAGACUGGAGUCAGUUUACUUUAUGGCAACAAGGAAGAAAAAAUGAGAAUGCUUGUAAAGGUGUUCCAAAAACGUGUGCUUUAUUGGAAAGAUUCCCAGAAGCUACGGGCUGCCGAAGAGGACAGAUCAAAUAUUCUGUCAUGCUUCCAGGAACUCAUGUUUGGCCCCACACAGGACCCACCAAUUGUCGGCUAAGGAUGCAUCUGGGCUUAGUGAUACCUAAAGAAGGCUGCAGAAUUCGAUGUGCCCAGGAAAACAGAACCUGGGAAGAAGGGAAAGUUCUUAUUUUUGAUGACUCUUUCGAGCACGAAGUGUGGCAGGAUGCUGAAAGUUAUCGUCUGAUAUUCAUUGUUGAUGUGUGGCACCCUGAGUUAACAACACAACAGAGACGAACCCUUCCUGCUAUUUAAGGGAUUAUAUCUGAUGUGAAGAGCCAGAGGAGUUUUAUCCUGACAGAGUAUGCAAAUAGAAACAUGCAGGGUUAAUUUAUACAGCAUAUGAAGAAUGCUAGUAUUGUAAGGGUUAAAAGAGAUAAUGACAUUCUACAAUCACAGAGGACUUGAGUUUAAAAAAACAGAAAGAAAAAAAAAGCAAAAAAAAAAAAGCCAUGUUUGUUUCAUACUGAUAUAGCACUGAUACGUAUUGUUUUUCAGGCUGCAAGUCUGAGAAUACAAAUCUUGUCUGUCAAGGAGCAAUACAGGUCUGGAUUUUCAAGCUGAGGAAUGUGCAGAUGUUUUUACCAUGCCUGUAUGAUGUGUUCAAAAACAGUCAUCUACCUGCCUGGCCACGUUCAGGCACAGGGUUUGCAAUAAUACAUCUGGGAAAUACAUCCCAGGCUUCUGUCUGCAAGCAGCACGUAUGGUAUUUAUAGACACAUGCAUCCAAUCAGCUUUGAUAAUCACUGUGCAGUUGUAGUGUUAACUGCUUUAGGUAUAAAACAUGUCCCUAUGUUAUCAACUCUAGAUAAUGUGAAUGGGUUGUGUGUUUUGUUGUUUUUUCUACCUGAAUAACUAUUUUUCUAGCAUAAUUAUGAACAGAUCUUCUUCAAUCAACCACUAUUUUUAAAAAUAAUGUAUAUACAAAGUACAUCUCUAGCUAUAAGCAUAUAUUUUACAUUGUGCUGUAGCACAACAAAAGUAGUAUAUGGACAGAUUUCAUUUUGCCACCUGCGGCCUUCUCUUGCCUUCCUAGAAAUGCAAACAGAAACUUGCAUACUCCGCUUCUUAGUAGAGCGUUGUCCUUCUAAAACAAAAUAGUUCUCUUAGCAGGUAAACUUCAGUUUUGUAAUGUGACUUUGGAAGACGUUGACUUGACCUAGUGGUGUUUUCCUUUUCUUGAAAUGUAUGGUACAAUCCGGAAACAGCAUAAUUUACAGUAUACUCUGUAUUUGCUACCCAGAGUUUACUGUAUGUUAAAAAGGCCUUAUUUUUAAGAGAGAAAUCCUGGAUGUUUAAGCAGUUGGCUGGUCUUUUGGUUCCUCACUGUUUGAUGGGAGAUGGAAGGUGCAGAAGCCUCCACUGUUGAUUUCUAAGAACACUAACAAAAUAAACUAGAGUUUGCACAGAUAAUGUUUGAAACCAGCUGUUAUCUACUCACCUGCAAAGCCAGCGGAGAGUGGAUAGGUGUGCUAGGAUGCUUGGGUCUGCUCAAGCUCAUCAAGAGCAGUAGCAUCACUAGUGAGGGUUGUGAGAGACAGGUACUAAGCAAGGAGACAUUAGGGUUACUGAGUCUUCAGAGCUUUGGCCUCGUGGUUUAAAGGACACUGAAGAAUUGUCUUAUUUGCUUAAUAUUCCAUGAUUUUGUACUGCAGAGACUACAUCAUGGUGCCUAAGUAUUGUAGGUAUAAACAGCCCAUGCUGCCUGAUUGCCAUAUUUGCUAGGCAAAAUAUAGGCAGCAGCCUUGCAUUCCCAUAAAUUGAAUGCUUUUUCAGACUUUGUAUUUUAUUAAGAGAUCUUGUAAUGCCAUGUAAUGCAUGACAGUUGUACCAUAAGCUGUUGUAACCCAUUUCUGGAGGUGUGCACUUUAAUUUCCUUUCUGGCUAUUAAAAAAUAAAUAGAACACACACUGAUAAGCCCUCUCUGUUCAAGAGUCAGUUUUAGGUAGCAGUGGUAAUUAGACUUUAACGUAUUGUCCAUAUCAGCAAUAACACAGAGUACCAUCUGCUGUAAGGUGACAGUUCUCUGUGAAUAAUCAUGGAAACUGAGAAAGAUUUAUAAGUUUCAAACUUUAGAAAAUAUAAAAGUACUUUUGGAGGUUUUACAAGAAUUAUGUAUGAAACUGGAAAUAAUGUACUUUUUAUAUUAAGGAGUCGUAGUACAGUAAGAAAAAAAGUAAUGCUGGUAGUUAAGUCGGGCUGUGCUUUGUAUCUCCAUACACUUAUCCAGCAGUAGAAAUUAUAAACUAUUUUGCUAUUCUGUAAAAUAAAGACAUAGUUUGUAAUGAAGUAAUCAAGAACUGUUUAAACCAAAAUUAGCAGCUUAGGAAUGCUUUUAUUAAUAUUGCAUUUUAGUUUCUAUAGCACAGAGUGAACACUAAAGGAGUGGUAAAAACUUUGGAGCUUUAUUUAUAAGAAAACAUGCUGUCCUGAUUGUUCCUUUGAAGUCACAUGCUUCAUGUAUACAGAUUGCAAUUGGCAAAUAGAUCAAAGUUACCUACCUAGAAUGUGCGUGUGCCUGAGUGGCACUGUUCAUUAAACUGUGUAGUGACAUAUUGACCGUCUGAUAUCUUAAGUGCCUUGAAUGUGACAAGGUUUCUUGUGAAUAGCUGCUGCAGCACUGAAGUGAUUCUGCUCUCUGCCGACCUGUCAAGGAGCUGAGAGCAUCUCUUUUUGUUAGAUUCAUUUAUUGGAUUAGAUACAUAAAUGGUGAAUAUAUAUAUAUGUAUGUAUAGUGAAACACAGAAAGUAGGCAGUGAAUAAGUAGUAUGUUAUUUUAGUUAUUCCUCUUUGCCAUCCAGUAUUUCAUGUUGUAAAAGCUUUUUAUACAUUGGAAAUACCAACGGAUGAAGUGAAUUGAAAUGCUUUUCAGAUUGAGCACUAUUGCAAUUUAAAUGUUUCAUUCUUCAGCUGUGUUUACAGAGGAAAUGGCAGCACAGGGCAUUUGUAAGGUAGUAAGUACAUACUUGAAUGAGCAGUGUAGGCCAUUACAAAGAUUCAGUGGCAGUGGAGAUAAGUGUAUUAACAGAGAAAAAUUGCAAACCAAAGUAUUUCUUCACUAAUGCUGCAGUGUAGUAGGUGUCUGCCUUGGUGUUGUUUUUUUUUUUUUGUUUGUUUGUUUUAUGUACGUUUGAUUUACAUUAUGCUUUAAGCAAGCUUGCUCUGACCAAUCCAGAUGUCUGAGAGUCUUCAUGAGCCUUGGGGAAAGGGGGAGCUGUGUCCAGACUCAGCUUUCUGUAGUGGGUAUAUAAUAAUAAUGCCAUAGGGUAGAGGAAUGGAAAAAAAAAAACAAAGUUAAAUGGGCUCAGUCAUUUGUUUAAUGUCCCUGCAAGCCUCAGAGUGUUUGCUGCUUUUUCUGACUCCUUUGCUGGGAACAUUCGCUGCCCUAAAGACUCUCUACUGUGGAGGCCAGGCCUUGCCCCAGUAACACACCGCUACAGAGGAAGGUUACUGUGAAUAAGACUGUCCUGUACACAUACAAGCAGGUACAACCUAGUUGUGUUAAUGGGAUCUGCAGGAUAUCUUUUCUGCCUUGUGCAAGUGUAACAGGCUGUGAAUGAAGGCAGUGUUUUGUUACUCCAUUUGUUAGGGAUGACCAUUUCCAGCUGACCCAGGCCACCACGUUCAGAGCAUUGCUUAUGAAUCUGGUGGAUGUUCCAGAGCUGUAUGAAAAACUUGUGCAGCCCGUGAGUUAUCAUCUCAUUUUAUAUAUGUAUGGUUUAUGCAGUUAUCUUUGAUAUGUUGGUGCCAACCACAUGUUCUAGGAACUGUCAGUGCAUGGCAAUUAAAUUGAAGACAAAAAGCAUGUAUGGUGGUUGUAACUGUUUUAGGAAAUAAAGUCACUGCUCAUGCAAUUUGA
Molecule: messenger RNA, 6333 nt
Organism: Lagopus leucura (white-tailed ptarmigan)
Lineage: Eukaryota; Metazoa; Chordata; Aves; Galliformes; Phasianidae
Gene: ASPH
Product: aspartate beta-hydroxylase
Exons: 27
Coding region: 396-2729 (777 amino acids)
Biological process (GO): peptidyl-aspartic acid hydroxylation
Cellular component (GO): membrane; endoplasmic reticulum
Molecular function (GO): protein binding; peptidyl-aspartic acid 3-dioxygenase activity
Source: RefSeq, a predicted model, not a curated record